AUGAUGGAGACGUGGUAUUCAAGAGCGGGUAGAGUCGGUCGUUACGACCGUACUGCAAUCGCAUAUACAUUCAUGAGACCUGGUGUAGAUGAUCACGCGGCAUCGGAAUUCAUAAAGAUUGAAGAGCAACAGGGAGAUGUAGCGAUGCAGUUUCUUCUGGAUGCGAAGGCUCGCCACGAUAAGCAAAAGGGAAUUGUAGAGGGACUCAAGAAAGGAGAGUCUUCGUCAAAUUCAUGA
Messenger RNA from Botrytis byssoidea, 237 nucleotides. RefSeq lists its product as uncharacterized. NCBI's taxonomy places the organism in Eukaryota, Fungi, Ascomycota, Leotiomycetes, Helotiales, Sclerotiniaceae. The coding region runs from base 1 to 237 and encodes 78 amino acids. The transcript has 2 exons. The record is from RefSeq and is a predicted model, not a curated record.